UAUCAUUAAGGCAUCAAUCCAGUGUUGAAAUCUGUUUGAAAUAAUCUUUGAGUAUCAAUCAUCAAAUUUUUAUAUAAGUAAUCAUAUUGUUAAUUAAAAUUUUUCUCUGACUUGAUAGUUAAUAAGGUUGCAGAUGAACUGUAAAUUUUUGUUAAGUUUUUAUGAAGUCAUCAACAAGAUUAAUGAAUGUAAAUAGACCAAUUGUAUAGCUUAAUUGCAAGCCUUGAAAUUGGAUUAAAAGUUAUCUUUUAGACACAAUACUCCAUUGAAAUGUAUGUAAUUCUAGUUUUUACUGGAUAUGCACUGUCUAAGAUUGAGAUGGGGUUUAUUUAGCACUACAUAUUAAUGCAUUCAUAGUAGGUUUUUUUUAUCUGUUUUUUCUCGGAAAUCAAAGACAUUGUUUUUGGCUGAACUCUCAACCCAUUAAGAGAGAAACACCUUGUCAAACACCUUGUAGUUGAUGAUUGGUUGCUUAAUCCUAAUCCGAAUGAGAUCUUUUCACUCGUUUGUAUUAUUGUAAUAAUGGAAGAAUAAAUCCAACACUAAUUAUAUCAUGAUAACAGUCGUUUGGUUACGAAGUUACCAGUGCCCUAAUGGCAUCACUGCAAGAAAGUCUGAAUAGCUUCAAGAAGCAACAAGAGAAAUGCCAGUCAGCCCCAAAGAGCAAAAGCAUUGCAGGUUCUAAAACAAUCGUUAAGACAGCAACACCUGCAAACACCUCGACCAAAUUAUCUUCUCCUUCGUUUAAAUUCCCCAAUGACACGAAGAGGUUGCAGCAUAUUAAUUAUAAUAUAAGGAAGAGCCCUAUCGAAGCUCAGAUCUAUCGUGUGAUUGAUCUGCUGUUUAAGAAGAGGCAAUCCAUCACAGCAGAGCAAAUAAAUGAAGCAUGUUAUGUUGAUGUCAAAGGCAACAAGGCCGUGUUUCAAAGUUUAGCAAACAACCCAAAAGUUAAUUAUGAUGGAAAGCGCUUCUCUUACAAGUUGAAGUAUAAUGUGAGAGACAAGAAGGAACUUUGGAGUUUAAUACAAACAUUUGCAGAAGGUAUUUCUGUUGCUGAUCUUAAAGAUGCCCACCCUACUAUCGUGGAAGAUUUACAGGCCCUGAAAGCUGCUAGAGAGAUAUGGCUAUUAUCAAAUCCCAACUCGAAGGAAGACAUAGCCUACCCUAAUGAUCCUCAGCUUCUUUUUAAAGUUGAUGAUGAAUUGAAACAAUUAUUCAGGGCAAUUGAGUUGCCACACGACAUGCUGGAGAUCGAGCUUGAUUUGCAGAAAAAUGGCAUGAAGCCUGCAACCAAUGCUGCUAAGAGAAGAGUAAUGGCACAAAAUUGUAAUAUAUGUAACAAACCAAAACAAAAGAAGAAGAAGGCCAAGAUUAGUAAAUGAACAAAGCUCACAAACGCUCAUCUUCCUGAGCUUUUCCGAAACCUUAAUGGGUAGUUGGAUUGCUAACGUGUAUCCAGACGGUGGUAGUAUUACUAAGAAUAUGAAAACUGUGUUAUGAUAAGGUAAUGUCUGUUUUAUAAUUUCUAUCAAGAUUUAGAGGUGUGUAU
Messenger RNA from Lactuca sativa (garden lettuce), 1549 nucleotides. RefSeq lists its product as uncharacterized. Lineage: Eukaryota; Viridiplantae; Streptophyta; Magnoliopsida; Asterales; Asteraceae. Gene Ontology annotation, biological process: transcription initiation at RNA polymerase II promoter. Gene Ontology annotation, cellular component: transcription factor TFIIE complex. The record is from RefSeq and is a predicted model, not a curated record. Gene Ontology annotation, molecular function: TFIIH-class transcription factor complex binding.